AAGAGACAGGCGGUCAGGCAGAUGGAUGGGAACCCCACCCAGGCCUGUUUCCUCUCUGCCUGCUCCACUUCAGUGAUAAGCAGCUGGGGAGGAAGUCAAGUAUUAUUUCAUGUGGACAUGUGACGGAGGAUGAUCAUUUCUAUAUUGCUGAGGGAGAAUCUGUGAGGCUCCAGUGUCAGUGUGAUGAAGAUGCUGUAGGUGGUCGAGCCACAAAGUCUCCAUCCGAUGACCUCAAAGCCACCUGACAGGCCAAAAGAGCACCAAUAAUAAAGCUGAGAGUCGAUUUUGACUUCACACCCUACAGAACUUGCUUCCUGUCACUGAACACUUCAAUCAGAGCGGAGGGAUUUUACUGUUUUUGUAGUGUGUGUCUUUCUGGCUAAGUAUCUUAGUUUGCUGCCCAAAUUGGCUCGUUUUGGAGAGUCCCAAGCUGCUGCCAGUCGUAUUUAGCUCUGGCAUGAAGCCGCAGUAGCUUUCCCCCCAAGAAGUAGAGGAAGAAAAGGAAGACUGUAACCCUGGACGAAGGCCCUGUCUUGAGGCAGGGAGCGGGACUUGGCUUCAGACUGCAGUUUGUGAAGCCUGCAGGCUGCUUGGACCUUCUUCACCUCUUCGUAGGUUGUCAGCGCACCUAAAAGACUUGCAUUUGUCCAGCUGACAGCUAGUUUGCUUUGUUGGACAUGUGGAUGCUGCUAACAGGGUUUUGGUGUCCGUUUUGGAAAACUAUCUAGUUGUGACAUUUACAGCCCAGGGGAAGACCCAGCCAUGGAGGGUCUUGAGCAGCUUGACAUGGUGGGCGAUAUCAGCCCGGCCUUGGAGGCCACAGAGGACUUUAUCCACUGUAUGGAUGGGAUACAAGGCCAAGGUCCGAGCCAGGCUCAAACAGUUAAAGUCCAGCCUCCCAGGCAGCCUAAGCAGCUGCAGGAGGUGUCCAGUGCUGCGCUGGGAAAGCUGAGCUCCAGCGGCGUAUGGAGCCUGCUGGCUGGAGAGCAGCCAGAGGUGGGGCCCUUAGGCCUGGCUUGGGCUGACAAUUUCAGCGUGCUGGGGCUGGGAAUGGGCUUGAGGCACGGCAAGAGAAGCCGGGCUCGCUCCACCAACGACCUGGCAGCCCAAACCAAGGAGUGCACCAACAACACCGCCAACCCCUCGUCCAACUCAGCCUUCAAGAAGGGACACAACCGGUCCAGAUCUGACGUCAACUACAGGCCGUCUGCCUACACUGACAACGGACUGCCUGCGGUGGACUGCAACACCCUGAAGAACAUGAUCCUCAACCACCAGCAAGAGGCUGAUAAAAGCAGCAGUAGCAGUGUGGUGAAGCAGGGUGAGAUGGAGCAGCGUGAAGGGCCCCGGGGCCGCUGGACACCCUGCCAUGUCGAGCUGACACCGUGCGAACUCCGGCUCUACACUCUGGACAGCAGUGCCAACCGCCAGCUGGGCACCGCCUACUCUUUGUCACACUGCCAGAGUGUCAUCUCACCAGCACCCUGCAGCCAGCCAGGCCAGAUCACCCAGCCCGCCGAUCAACGGACGCUACAGGCUUUGUUCUUCAACAGCACGCGUCUCCAGCUGAGGGCGGCCAGCCAAUGGGAGGCCAUGGAGUGGAGACGGCUCAUAUGGGAGAAAGUGCAGGCAGCCAGACCUGUGAGGCUGGAGAACCGCCAGCGUAAGCCCGGACUGGAAAACCAACAGGUCGCCAAGUUUCCUGCACCCAUGUCACCCUCCUCGUCGCCCUCCCCAUCAGGCCUCGACACCAGGCCUGAUGGGGAGAGUGACACCCCCACAUCAGCAGAGGCCUCGCUCUCUCUUCAGACUAAUUCUGGCGUCUUGAGCAGACCCACCACCCUUCCACUGUUCACCCAGCGCUGCCAGGACGUCCUCAAAGCUGGUCUGCUCCAUCAGCUGAUGGACCAGAACAACUGGCGGGCCUUCACAUUCGUCCUGACCAGGUCUGCUCUCCAAGUCUUCCCUACUGAGGGCCGAGGGUCUGUGACCCAGCCUCUCCUUCAGUACUCCUUGGCAUCCUGCUUGGCCGUACAGCACGAUCAGGAUCCAGAGAAUGGAGAACCGUGGACGGAUAGAAGGGAGCGUUUCCAAGUAGUUUUCCCCAAAGAGGUGCUCCAACUUCGUGCGGAUGAUCACCUUAAGGCCCAGGAAUGGGUGGACACCCUGCGAGAGGCAGUGGGAGCACAAAGGCCUCCACAAGAAGAGGGGGGAGAACUGGGAGAAGGAGCUCCAAGCCUCCAGGGAGUGUUGUUGAGAUCAAAACCAUCUCGUGAGAGGAGGCAGCGGGAGGCCCAGAGAGCCAAGAGGCAGUCAGUCACCACCAGUUUCCUCAGUAUUCUCACCUGUUUGGCUGUGGAGAAGGGGCUCACUGCUCAGAGCUUCAGAUGUGCAGGUUGUCAGCGUCCAGUCGGCCUGUCCAGGGGCAAGGCAAAGGUCUGCUACUACAGUGGCUGGUACUACUGCCAGAGCUGCCACCAGGACAACUCCUUCCUCAUCCCAGCUCGCCUGCUGCACAACUGGGACACCACCAAGCACAAGGUGUCUAAACAGGCCAAAGAAUUCCUGGAGUUUGUGUAUGAAGAGCCUCUGCUCGACGUCCAGCAGCUCAACCCUUGUCUGUAUGAGCACUGUGAGCCUCUAAGUACCGUGCUACGUCUCCGUCAGCAGCUACAGUCACUGCGGGCCUACCUGUUCAGCUGCCGAGCGACUGUUGCCGAGGACCUCCGACGAAGGAUCUUCCCCAGGGAAUACCUGCUACAACAUAUUCACCUGUACUCCAUGGCAGACCUGCAGCAGGUGAUUGAUGGAAAAAUGGCUCCCUUCCUGUCCAAGGUGAUCAAGUUUGCCAGCUCCCAUGUUUUCAGCUGCAGUUUGUGUCGAGAAAAAGGCUUCAUCUGCGAGCUCUGCCAGAAUGGACAGGUCAUCUAUCCCUUCCAGGAGAGUGCCACCAGGAGGUGUGAUGGCUGCGGCGCCGUUUUCCACGCGGAAUGUCGACAGAAAGCUCAGCCGUGUCCUCGCUGUGUUCGCCGAGAACUCCACCACAAGAGGCCGUCCUCCUUCUGGUCACCUGAUGACGACAGCCCCGGUUGUUUUCACCUACCCUACCAAGACACCUGAAACGCACACACAAACACACACAGAGGCACACAAAAGCAGUAAUAAAUUAAGGCGCUGCAAGGCCACAACUCUGGACAAAGUGCCUGUUUUUUUUCUGAUUUGUGUGUUUCCAGGACAAAUUCUGUGACAGUUUUGGUCAGAGGACGAGCUCGGAGAAUCUUAUUCAUCGCCAGGUUUGUGUGUGUGUGUGUGUGUGUGUGUGUGUUUAACGCACACUCACCUGAGUCCUACUGUCAAGAGCAGGGAGAAAACCAACUGAAGAACUGCUGCACCAGGCUUUACAGACUGAACUACUUGUAUUUUGUAGUCAAACGUCUUCAUGUCAGAGUCAUCCUCCGCCACCUUCAUCCCUCCACCACAUCACUACCUUCAUCUGUUUUUUUAUUCCAGGACGUAAACACGUAAAAUCACAGCUGUUAAACGGGGGAACUUCAAACUGAUAGUUGGAACGCUGCGGCGGUUUAUUGUAGCCAACGUCUUCCACCUGCCAAAACGAGGAAACACUUUGUCAAAGGACAGAAAAUUACAGAAUAAUUGGCAAUCAAUUAAUCGUUUAUCAUAAAAGCAAAACAUUCUCUGGUUCCAGCUUCUCAAAUGUGAAGAUUUGUUCCUUUUCUUUUGUUUUUGAACAAAAUAAGGAAAGUGGAAACGUCACCUUGUCUUUGCUUACAGACUAAAUUAUUACUUGAGAAAAAACUGAUUCAUCUAUAAUGAAAAUAAUCAUUAGUUGCACCCCUGCUCAGACUCUCACAUACUGUCGCUUUCAAAUGUACCUGUCAAAUAUUUGUAGUUUGGUUCUUUGGAGAGAACAGCAGCUGUUGUUAAUUUGGAUUCAUGUCGGUUAUGACAGUGGAAUCCAAUAUUUAAAAAAGGGGAAACCUUAGAUAUUUAAAAAAUAAAUAAAUAAAUGAAUAAAUCGCAAAAAUAUCGCAAAAACAUUUUUACACUUGGCUCCUAAUAUUCACAUAUUAGGAAUCAUGCAUUAAUUCACAUUCUCUUCUGCUGGAUUUCUCAUAAUUCAGCAACAAUUUGUGCAACAAAUGGAAACCUGUACAGAACGAAGGCUGUGGAUUUUGUCCCCCAUGACUUGCUUUGAAUUUGCAUAAAAAUACAUCUUUUAACGGCCAGUAUGAACAGGAGGGAUGAUUACAGCGAGCAAAAACAUACAUAUGGGUAUGUGAGUAUUGUUUUCAGAUAUGGAAAAAUGCAAACCCACCCUAGAAUCAGAGUUAUUUUUUUGAGAAAAAAUAGAAAACAUUUUCAGAUUUGUCUUGUCUUAUGUCACAAUACAAUACACAAUCUUUUAUCACAUCUCAUUCUCUUAUUUAACCUGUGGCUGUGGAAUGAAAGACGUUUGUCAGCUCACAGAGUUCACUCAUUUUUAUCAGUGUUCCUUUGUGUAAAUGUAAAAAGUAAAGAGACUUUAAUUUAAAAAGGACUCUGUUACACUGUCUGAGCACAUUUUCUUCUCUCUAUUGGUCUAACUGUAAAAUACCAGGGGCAAUAAUAUACUGUAACUUCUCUUUCAUUGUUGCCUUUUCCCUUCUCUCUUCCUCUGUGAUUCUGCUCCUGCUGUGCUUUAUUCAUGCAGAACCUAUCGAACAUGAUAGCAGCUUUAGCUUUUAGUAUCUCUAUGCAACCUAGAUGGCCUUUAUAACCCAUUGCUUUCACGUGUAAAGGUCGGGAAACACUUUUGUUUACCUUUUUUUUUUUAAAAAUUUGUUGCAGCAGCUACGUUUCCAUCCACUUUUAAGGCAAAUUUUACUUAGAUUUGAAUGAAAUUUUGGAAAAAUAAACAGUUAAAAGUGAUUUGAUCGGAUUCUUGUAAAACACAAAAAAAAAACAAGGAAAAUGGAUUUCAGAAACGUUUUUUAAACUUAGUCUAAUCAUUUUGACUUUUUUAUUUUCUUUCUUAUUUAUAUUUGUUUAUACUGUAUGAAAAUGAAAUAAAAUGAUGAAACUUAAUUUUUUUAAUUUUUGUUUAUUCUUUUAUAUUUUUUAUUUUUUUAUUUUAUUAAUUUUAUUUUAUCAAAAAUGAAAACCUCACAGAACAGAAAGAAAGUAAACGCCUCACUUCAUCUCCCUUCAUCUCUUAAAGCUGCAAACUGGAAUUUUAUUACUGUGUCUGCAAAUUCACAAAAUUUAUGGUUUGAGUUUCCAAAACAUCAACAACAAACUUUCUGCUGGAAUUUUGGGAAUCGUAACAAAUUCACAGACUGGAGCUUUAAAGUUCAACAGGCCAUAACUUGUAAUAUCUUGGAUGGAAAUGCAGCUGCUGCUUCUCCCUUUGGCUACGUUUUCUUUUCUGAUAAACUGAUCUCAUGUUAAUUUCAGUGUUAAUUCUUUGCUGUUCACUAAACUCUGAGGUUCAUUCUCCUCUUUUUUUCAUCUUUUUGAGCAAUAAAAACUUAAACUUUUAAGGGAAUUUACAUGUGAAUACGUUGUUGUAAUCAGCGCCUGACUGGCAAACCCUAGCUACAGGUUUCUUUGGAAAUACGUAUUUUUGUGAAAAGCAGAGAUCAGACUGACAGUUAUUCAUGUUUAUGACGCUUGUAGACUUGUAGACUGAGACAAAAAAACAAACAGUAGUUUAAAGUAUGUUUUAAAGUAUGGCAGGAAAAGUGCACUGAUGUGUCAGCUGAAGUAAAUUUGUUUUUAUUUUUACUUUGUUUUAAAGACAAACCUGCAGCCAUGUCAGGUGCAGUGUUUAAGUUAUUGCUGGCUGAUUGUGCCUGCUGCAUAAAAAAAACUAGUGAAAAGGUGAAAAGCCUUUAAUGAAGUAUUUUUGAUAUGUAUUUUGUUUUUGUUUUUUUGGUUGCUGUGUUUUAAAAAUCAAGCUUUUCUUUUGUUUACAUUGUUUACAUUUGUUUACAUUGUUUAUUAUUUUAUUUUAUUUGUGCACACAGAUUAGGGUUCUGCAUAGGCCUAAAAUGGAGCGCUGACAUGGUUGAACCGGACUGAUGCUCCAGUACCAGGAGUACUGCGUACUGAACUGAACACACAGUUCCAAACUGCUGAGGACAAAUACUUCCUAUUGCUUUACUAUACUGAUUUUUAUUAGAGAGCAUGAAUUACUAAUUUGUGUGCACAAAUUGCCAAAAACAAACAUACUCCCAAUAUCUGCCAGGUUGUGUAGUUUGUCUUUAUGUAGCAACUGAUCACUUUAAAACUUGAAUUAAUUUCUUUGCUUGUUUUAUGCAGUUUGUCUGUUCAUCCAGCCAUAUUUUAUGCCUUUUUUUUUUAAUGUUUGAACAUAGUAUAAAAUCUCGGAAUUUGUUAUGUAUGAUAUUUUCCAGCUGCAGAAAGCUGUGGUGUUUAACCUUGAUGUUAAGCUCUGUUAUCUUUUCAUUGCAGUGACAGUGCACAGUUCUGACUAAACUUUAACUUGCAAGUUGAAAUCUUUAGGCCAUUUAAUGACUAAAAAUGAUCGUCAGUGUUUUCAGGAUGAGUACAUUGUACUUUGUUUACAAAUUAUAUGAGUACAGGGCAGGAAAUGUUCUUUACGUUGCAGGCACAUUAAGAUCCUCGCAGUAUGUUUUACUUGACGCGCUUGGAGAAGAAUAUAUUGUACAGUAUUUAAGCAGAAUAAAGUGAUUGAAACUCUUCUCUCUUUUGCACUUUUUAAGUUAUUUUCUUUAAAUCAUUGUUUUUAUUUUGGCAGACAGACUCUUAUGCAAGUACAGGGAGUUGAUUUUUGGGUUAAUCAGCCCUUCCUCAUGUCUGGUUUUGUUCAAAUUUGUGCGCGAGCCACUGAU
Molecule: messenger RNA, 6875 nt
Organism: Toxotes jaculatrix (banded archerfish)
Lineage: Eukaryota; Metazoa; Chordata; Actinopteri; Toxotidae
Gene: plekhm3
Product: pleckstrin homology domain containing, family M, member 3
Exons: 8
Coding region: 763-3120 (785 amino acids)
Source: RefSeq, a predicted model, not a curated record